CUCUCUCCGAAACACACGCCUCUCUUUCUCUCUCUAACGACAUCUUUCCAGAGCUUUCAUUUCAUAUUACGAUUCAAAAUCUCGUCAGCUAAUUUCCUUCAGCUGUAUUCUCUCGCUCUCUACCGUUAUUUCUUUUUCUUCAUUGCUUAAUUUGCUUCAGCUUCCUCUGCGACUCUUGACUAUACAUAGCUGAAGAAUUGUGAAGAAUUCGAAACAGAGAAGAAGUAGUCUCUGUUCGAAAUCAUCCUCCUUUGAAAAGCGUUCAUUUCGUUAGAAGACAUGAAGAGAUUACUUAAUUAGUCCGGUGGAAUGGACAGUUCGCUCACAUAGAUGCCGUGAAUUCAUAAUUUCGUAAUUUAAAGAGAAUCUGAAUUUUUGGAAUUCUAUCAUCUUGAAUUGGUUGGUGAUAAAAAAAAGUUGCUACAAUGGCUGACAUUUUGAGUGCUGUGUCGGAGAAGUUACAAAUGCUAUCCACUUCUGAUCAUGCCUCCGUGGUCUCUAUAAACCUGUUUGUUGCACUUCUCUGCGCUUGUAUUGUUAUUGGUCAUCUUCUGGAGGAGAAUCGAUGGAUGAACGAGUCGAUCACUGCCCUACUGAUUGGUCUUUGUACUGGGAUUGUUAUUUUGCUCGUUAGUCGAGGGAAAAGCUCUCAUCUCUUGGUUUUCAGUGAAGAUCUCUUUUUCAUAUAUAUGCUCCCUCCAAUUAUAUUCAAUGCGGGGUUUCAAGUGAAAAAGAAGCAGUUUUUUCGUAACUUCAUCACCAUCAUGCUGUUUGGUGCUGUUGGUACAUUGAUAUCCUGUAGCAUCAUCUCAGCAGGUGUUAUACAGUUCUUCAAAAAACUGGAUAUUGGUUCGCUGGAUAUAGGAGAUUAUCUAGCAAUUGGUGCAAUCUUUGCUGCAACGGAUUCUGUUUGUACAUUGCAGGUGCUUAAUCAAGACGAGACACCUUUACUCUACAGUCUGGUUUUUGGGGAGGGUGUUGUAAAUGAUGCUACGUCAGUGGUGCUUUUCAAUGCCAUCCAGAGCUAUGACCUCAGUCAUAUUAAUACCGAAAGUGCACUGCAGUUCAUUGGAAAUUUUUUCUAUUUAUUUAUCACCAGCACUAUGCUAGGAGUGAUAGCUGGGCUACUUAGUGCUUUCAUUAUCAAGAAGCUGUACUUUGGCAGGCACUCAACAGAUCGUGAGGUUGCUCUUAUGAUGCUCAUGGCAUACCUUUCAUAUAUGCUGGCAGAACUCUUUUAUCUGAGCGGUAUUCUCACCGUAUUUUUCUGUGGGAUUGUCAUGUCCCAUUAUACCUGGCACAAUGUGACAGAGAGUUCAAGAAUCACUACAAAGCAUGCCUUUGCGACAUUGUCAUUUGUUGCUGAGAUAUUUAUCUUCCUCUAUGUUGGUAUGGAUGCCUUGGACAUUGAGAAGUGGAGAUUUGUUAGUGAUAGCCCUAGAACUUCAGUUGCAGUGAGUUCAGUGUUACUAGCUCUGGUUAUGGUUGGAAGAGCAGCUUUUGUCUUCCCACUAUCCUUUUUAUCGAACUUGGCGAAGAAGUCACCUAAUGACAAAAUUGACCUCAAGCAACAGGUUGUUAUCUGGUGGGCUGGUCAAAUGAGAGGCGCGGUAUCUAUGGCCCUUGCUUACAAUCAGUUCACUCGGUCAGGGCACACUCAAUUGCGAGCAAAUGCAAUCAUGAUCACCAGCACCAUUACUGUUGUUCUUUUCAGCACAGUGGUUUUUGGAUUGUUUACGAAACCUCUUAUAAGGUUCUUACUGCCUCAUCCAAAGCAUACAACUAGUAUGGUAUUGUCGGAUUCGUCUACUCCAAAAUCAUUCAUGGUACCACUCCUUGGACCCGGGCAGGAGUCUGUGGACUCACUUGCAGAUUUUGGUGGGAGUAAUGGUCCCCGUCCAAACAGUUUGCGUGCACUGCUGACCACGCCAACGCACACAGUUCACUAUUACUGGCGUAAGUUUGAUGAUGCUUUCAUGCGUCCUGUAUUUGGCGGCCGGGGUUUUGUUCCAUUUGUUCCUGGUUCUCCAACUGAACGCGAAAACACUCAAUGGCAAUGA
Molecule: messenger RNA, 2060 nt
Organism: Tripterygium wilfordii
Lineage: Eukaryota; Viridiplantae; Streptophyta; Magnoliopsida; Celastrales; Celastraceae
Product: sodium/hydrogen exchanger 2-like
Exons: 15
Coding region: 426-2060 (544 amino acids)
Biological process (GO): sodium ion transport; regulation of stomatal closure; proton transmembrane transport
Cellular component (GO): membrane
Molecular function (GO): sodium:proton antiporter activity
Source: RefSeq, a predicted model, not a curated record